Molecule: messenger RNA, 5251 nt
Organism: Drosophila sulfurigaster albostrigata
Lineage: Eukaryota; Metazoa; Arthropoda; Insecta; Diptera; Drosophilidae
Gene: Ggamma30A
Product: probable serine/threonine-protein kinase DDB_G0282963
Exons: 4
Biological process (GO): phospholipase C-activating G protein-coupled receptor signaling pathway; sensory perception of taste
Cellular component (GO): heterotrimeric G-protein complex
Molecular function (GO): G-protein beta-subunit binding
Source: RefSeq, a predicted model, not a curated record
AGUCCGUGUUUGAGCUCAUGCUCGGUUCUCAACAUUGACAACAUUCUUAAAGCCAUAAAUCCACGCCCACAUCUAAAUUCAAUUCGAAGCCAACUCCAACUCCAACGCCAACGUCCACUUUACCAGUGAGGCGACAAAUUUCUCAACUUUUCCGGCUGGGGUGGCAUGUGGAUAAAUUUUGGCCGACAUGGAUCCCAGUGCUCUACAAAACAUGGAUCGGGACGCAUUAAAGAAGCAAAUCGAGAAUAUGAAAUAUCAGGCCUCCAUGGAGCGCUGGCCGUUAUCUAAAAGCAUUGCUGAAAUGCGCUCCUUUAUUGAGGAGAACGAGAAGAAUGAUCCGUUGAUUAAUGCGCCGGAUAAAAAGAACAAUCCGUGGGCUGAAAAGGGCAAAUGUAUCAUCAUGUAAUAUUAUCGUAAACCACAGAAAUACCGUAAUGAUGAGCAUCCAACCAUCAACAACAACAAUAACAUAAAUAAUAAUAAUGAUGAUAACAAUACUAUAAAGACAACAACAACUACUCCAACAGCAGCUACAGCAACAUUGUCAACGCGAUCAACAACAGCAACAGCAACAACAUGUGCAACAAACAAUGCAUACCAAAGUAAUAAUAAUAAUAAUUAUAGCUAUUUAGAGAGCAGUCAUAGAGGUAGCAACCAUGUCUCCAACUCCAAUUCAAACUCCAAUUCCGAUUCAAACUUCAAUUUCGAUUGCAAUGCGAGUGAUCUCGAUUAUGUGACGCCGUCGGUUGAGUUGCAGCAGCAACAACAGCAGCAUUACAACAACAACUAUUACUACUAUUACAACUACAACCUGAGCUAUGCCCCGCCCCCGGCAACAGCACCGCUCGAGUGUCGUCUGCUCGGUGGCCCAAAGGGGCGACUCCAACAGCUGAAGCGUCGCACACGCCACGAACUUCAACAGUGGCCGCUGCUCAUGCAGCUGGUUGUGCUCGUCCUUUGGCUGCACGGCAAGUUCUGGCAGAUCGUACGUGAACAGAUCCUGAUGCACAGAAGGCGAUGGUAAUGGUAAUGGGGAAUGAAGUAAGGAUGAUCGAGUGAUGGGACAGUAAGAAAUCAGAAUCAGAAUCCUCUAUGCUUAAGUUUUACAAUUAUGCCACACUUUCUUCAAAACUUAAAUAAAUAAUAACCAUAAAUAAGCUGUGCAUAGUCUAAAUGAACCACAACCACAAAAAAGAAACUAGAACAACAACAACUACAGCCACAUCAACAACGAGUGCUCAUCGAGUAUUCGCUCGUAUUUGUACUCGUCUCAUCGAACAUACUCUCGUUGUCGCUGUCGUCUCGUUACUGUCUGUCUCUCUCUCUUUUAUCGUUAUCGUUAUCGCUCUCGCUCUCGUCGUUUAUCUACUUGUCGCUUGUGUUUUGAAUCGUUCAUCUCUCUACGUUUUUUCUAGCUAUCGUAUCGUAUUGUAGUUGUUAUUGCUUUUUCAGUUCAAGCAUGCCGUACAUUGUUUCUUUUCCUUUAACAUCAUCGUCAUCAUCAUUGUCAUCAUCACCAUGAAAUCCCUCCCAUUCUACACUAGUCGACAGCGCUAACAAAACCAAAAAAAAAAAAAAACUUAAACAGCUCAUAUCAAUACAAAAUCCUACAUGUUGAGCCUCGAUAAAUGUAACCCACCCAUCAUGUUUAGUCAGGAAACGACAAACAAACCAAAACAAAAACCGAAAAGCUAAAAUCCAAAACUGUUUGCCAUAAUAAAUAGAUUGUUUUUUUUUUAUCGUACUUAAAUCCUAAAUUGUUUUUUGGCCAUUCAUUGUGUGCUAAAUAUGGGAAUGAAACAAACGAUCUUGCUGUUUCAUUGCCAAUAUUUCCAUCUUUGUCUGGCCUGCAAAAUCAACUAAAUUUUUUUUGUAAUAAGUUUUUGACUUGAUCAAGCUACACGAAUGAAAGAAACAACAGAAAUAUACAUUCCCAGUCGUGCUUAAAGUUUGCCAAAGAAAACCAUUUUUUAAGUAUUUUGAGAUAAGUUUUUUGCUUGAGAUGCUGUUAAACAAAAAAUAAUGAUAUAUAGACCCUCCUAAAUAAAUUUAGUUCCAAAAAAACCACGAAUAUUUUAUGAACUUAGCAGAUGAGAGAAGAAAAAAUGCAAAUUGAGAACGAUGCGUGUUUUGUGAAAAUGCGAAAUGCAAAUCGAUAGACACACUUUUAUGUAUGGUUUUCUAUUCAAGAAACAAGAAAAUAUUAUAAAUGAUAACUUAUAUAUAUACAUAUAUACUAUAUAGAGAUAUGAAUAUGAUUUUAUAUACAAUAUACAUAUAUAACAUAUGUUUAGAGAAACAAUGAAACAAACAAACUAUUUAAAAAGGCAGACGCUGUAGUUACUCGAUGAUAAUAUACGUAUUUAUUUAGUUUUAAAGCUAUGUUUAUUACCAUUACCUAGUGAGAUUAUAUUAUUAUAUACGCAGAACACAACAACAAAAACAACAACAGAUACAAAUGACACUCAAACUACACUCGAAACCGUAAAUGAAGAUGAAGAUGUCGAAUACAGUAACUAUUAAUGUAGUGCGAUUAAAAAAGAAGAUGAUCUACAUAAGUGUAGUGAUGAUAAAUAGUUGAACCCAGCUUAGAAUAAUUUAGCGAAACAGUCGAUAGAUAAAACUGCAAAAUGGACUUGAGGAACCAUUGAAUAUUAUAUUAUUAUUAAACGCUUAAUAUCGAAAUCUGUUCAAACACAACAGAAAAAGAAGCAGACUAAACGAUGAAAUGAGUUUACGUUUAAUAAAAUGUUAAGUUAUAGACAAAUAUUUGAUUUCAAUUUCGAAUUAGUCUUAUAAUUUUAGGCAGAUAAUUAAAAGACAACAAAACACACGACACAACCACAACCACAAACACAACACACACUCAAAACACUCGACAAAAAAUGAGGUUACCAAAAUACAGAUGAAGAAGUAAAAUACAAAACGAACACAAUGUAUGAGAUUAAAGAUAAAUACUCGAAAUAUAACCGCAACUGUAGUAAACAAAAGUACAUAAAAAGCGAGCACAUUUCAACCCACAAAGUAGACAAAAAGAAUUGAUAACAAUAUUGAUAAGUCGCGCAACAAAAUAAGAAAACAAAUAGCAUUAUGAUAAUUAGAGCAAGUUGAUUGAGAAAGUAGCAGCAAUACAAAAGUAUUACGGGCAACGUGGAACGAUUGAGAGUGGAACUGUGCAAAAUUGGAGCAGAACCGUAGUGAGGAAAUAGUAAGCAAUUACAAGUUAAAUGGAACGCAGUUUGGCGUCGAAAGCACAAAGUAGCAGCCAGCUACAAUCAACCAAGCUAAAGCGAAUGGCUCAACGAGUUAAACAGGCUGCACUCUGCAAUCUACAAAGCAAACAAAAUCAACACAUGAAAAUAAAACUAAUUAAGGUAUUGGUGGUUACAAAAUACGAACGAAAAAACAAACAACAAAGAAUAUAAAACAAUUAUAUUAAACGGAAUGAUAGGAUAGGAAGAAGUUUAAUCAAAAUGCGAGGAAAGUCGACAAUGCGAACAAACGCGCGCAGUGCCGAUUUUCACAGACACGCGAGGAACGCUUGGCAUGUGGAACACGCAGCGUUGCCAAACAUCACACUGCGUGUGUGUUCCAAAUGCCAGAUUGUGCCAAAGUGUCUGUGUGUGGUAAACAGUUGAAAUCAAAGCAGCAAAGUUCAAGCUAAAUUAGAAAUGUACUCAGUAAGCGUAGGCGUCACUCACUUUAGGCACUUCAAUUGUGCCCCAACGUGCGUCUAGUCAACAAAAGCUCUUUCGUGGAUUUCCCCAAAGAUUUUCCAAAAAAAAAAACACACAAACAUAUUUGGCUCCAUGAUUGUUCAAGAGCGCAUUAAGCACGCCAAGUAGCCUCAGCUCCACUCCCGGCACGGAGUCCGGGAUGCUGGAGACGGGGGCAAAAGGGGUGUGAGGGUGCCACGAAAAUUGAACAAUUUGUGGAUCUAGAGAAUUGAGAAGUCUCCCCACAAUAAUGCAAUGUCAUACUUUUCUCUGGCGAUUUUUGACUAGACUCAAGCUGUGGCAUAAGGUUUGCUCAAAGUACGCACGCACUUUUUAAAUAUAUUUAAUCGAAUAUCGAAUAUAUAUUAAACGUUAAUUCAAAUUCAUUUUCCAAAUACGCGUAGUCUCAAAAUAAAUUACAGAAAAAACAUUAAUGUUGAGGGUCAUAUGAAAUGGAGAGUUAAAUAAAUAUAUACGAAACGAAAGAAAGAAAGAAGCGAAAAUUUAGUGAUUUUUCCAAACGUUCUUAAAUAUGAAUAAAUAUAUGAAUAAACAAGUUUGUAACUGUUAAAAUUAAAAGUAAUACAUUUAAUUAUUAAAUAUAAUCGUAUAUAAUUAUAUAUUUAUUCAAAUAGAAGUCAAAACCAGUUAUUAACAUGUCAUUAACACUCAUUCAAAAGUUGAUGAAGAAAUGCGCAUGUUAAAGCCAAUCUCAAUUAAUCUAGUUCUUAAGUCAGCUUGAACAGCGAAGAAGAUGGAAAAGAAACGGAGAAGAGGAUGGAAAGAAGAUGAAGAAGAAGAGGUUACCGCUGGCACAGUGUUGGAAAACGACAACCUAUACAACUCAUCGCUGUCUGUCAGCAUGUGCCAAAAGAAAAAAAGUUGGUGAGAAAGCGAAAAUAUUUAUAUUGAAAUCAAAUCUCUAGUUCGUAAGUUGGUGUUAAAGUUCAUUCCAAGCGUUUAAACUCAAUAAACAAAAUAUACUAUAUAUAAAUACAUACAUAUAUUAUACAUAUACAUAUAUAUAGAACAAAAUAUUACUACGUGUAUUGCUUAUAUGUGUGUAAAAGUUACAAAAAACAACAAAUUAUUGUUACAAUUUAGGUUAUUAAGUGACGUUAACUAUUAAGAUAUAUGGAUAUAUAGAUUAUUAUUUAAUUUUAGAAAUAUGAUUGAUUCUUAAACUUGUCGAGAAAUGCGAACUCUUAAGACAAAAAACAACAACAACAACAAACAAACUCACGGUGCCGCACAACAUCAAAGGCUUAAACCAGAAACCAAAAAAUAAUUAAAAAAGCAAACAAAACAAUUAUAAUUUAGAACGAAUAACAACUUAAAACAUAAUGCAAAAUCUAGCUAGUAAGUGAAUUUUAAUGCAGAAAACAAACUAUACCGAAAAGAAAGUCAAAAACAUUACGAAAAACAAACUUAUUAAACCAUGAUAUAAUAACAUGUAUUUAGCUGUUAAACAACAACUAUUUAACAACAACCAAAAAACAAAAACAAAAAAACAACUUUUAAAAACAAAACAAGAA